Hipposideros armiger (great roundleaf bat) is the source of this 2135-nucleotide messenger RNA. It is a transcript of the gene ELOF1, whose product is annotated as elongation factor 1. Gene Ontology annotation, molecular function: RNA polymerase II complex binding. Gene Ontology annotation, biological process: transcription elongation by RNA polymerase II. The coding region runs from base 265 to 516 and encodes 83 amino acids. NCBI's taxonomy places the organism in Eukaryota, Metazoa, Chordata, Mammalia, Chiroptera, Hipposideridae. The transcript has 5 exons. Gene Ontology annotation, cellular component: transcription elongation factor complex. The record is from RefSeq and is a predicted model, not a curated record.
GCGGAGUGACUGCUCGCUGGGUGGUCCCGGCCGCAGGUGGGCGGGACGUGUGGGAGGAGAGGUGGUUCCGUUUCCGCUAAGAGCCGGAAGUUACUGUCUCUCGGGUGAACGAAGCUGUCCCAACGAGAGAAGGCGAGUGUAGGUGGUACCCAGGGCUGGACUUCGGGAAAAAAAAACAAAACAGUGCCCUGGCAGGCGAGAGCAUGGACUACAGAACCGACUAUACAUCUUAAUAAAGCCUACAAGGUUUGCCCUCUUGCAGACAUGGGGCGCAGAAAGUCAAAACGGAAGCCACCCCCGAAGAAGAAGAUGACAGGCACCCUAGAGACCCAGUUCACCUGUCCCUUCUGCAACCAUGAGAAGUCUUGUGAUGUGAAAAUGGACCGUGCCCGUAACACCGGAGUCAUUUCUUGUACUGUGUGCCUAGAGGAAUUCCAGACGCCCAUCACAUAUCUCUCAGAACCAGUGGAUGUCUAUAGCGAUUGGAUAGAUGCCUGUGAGGCAGCCAAUCAGUAGCAACACAGAGGACCCACCCCCUUGGCAGCCCCACAGCUGUGGCCCCACCCACUGGGUACCAAUCCAGAGACAUUCCUGGGGUCUAGGGUGGGUCCAGGGCCCUCACAGCUCUGUGUGUGUGUGUGUGUGUAUAGUGGGUGUGGGUGAGUGUUGUGGGCGUGACUGUGUGGCUGCAAGUGUGGCCGUGGGUUAUGCACAUGGACAGGGGAGGGAGUUGAGUUGGUAGGCCCUGGGAGCCUGAACUGCCUCCUUUGGCUACGAAAGCCUUUGAUUUGCUUCCUCCUCUGGCCCCUGACUCCCCUGGCUCUGAGGCCCUGGCUCCCCCUGGGGCCGAUGUCCUGACAGCCUGAGUGAGGUCAAGCCCUGCAGAGACAGCCUCGAGACUCCAGCCUCCUCACCCACCUCCCCAGCACUCACCCAUUUGAACUGGAUUGCCCGCCCUCCUUCCCUGCCUUCCAAGGCCUGUGGCCUGGGAUUCAAAGCCACAAGCCCCUCGGCUGGGCCCUGGUAGGGCAACCCUGAUUCGUGUUUAGUUGCUUUUAUAGAGGAUGGAGAGGCCGGGUCUGGGAAAACUAUUGGUCACUAACCCUGAAAUAAAGCAGCCGAUGCAAACUCCUUGCUCUCUGAUUUCCUGGGUUCUGGUCAGCCCCAGGAGCUCAACAAGCAGGGAGGGAGAGACUAACUUGGCAGGCCAUUGGAAGUGGGGUUUGGUCAGUCCUUCAAACUGUCCAACAUUUGUCCACUCUACAAGCAUUCAAGGUGAAACCAGGGCAGUGCUGGGCACACGGGACAUCGACGGACCUGCAGACAUCUGGGCAAGUCCUUAGUCCCAAUGAGAAACAGGGCCAACAGAGCCUGUAGUGGGGAACGGGGGGUCAGGGCAGGCCUAGCCUUUCCUGAGGGAGUGAUGCUCAAGGGCCACCCUGUGCCAGACGCUGCUGCUCUCAGGCUUGCCUGCCUUACCCUGAGUCCCAGCAGCCACCCUGUGAGGCAGGUGCCUCAGGCUCACAGAUGAGGAAACAGGCCAGAGAUGGGAGGUCACUGGCCCAAGACCCCACAGCCAGAAGGUGGCACAGCUCGUCCUUGAACCUGGGAGACCUGGCUGCACAGCCCAGGGUUCAGGCUAAGGAAACAGCUCGUGGCUUCCUGGGGGCUGUAGGAGAUGGGGAGCUCGGAAGAGGAAGAGUCCACAAAAGGCACUUUUGUCCAAGGGUGGUGAAAAGUCUUGAAGGCUGGAGGUGGUGCUAGAUGCAGGUGUGUGUUACAAUAAAUAUUGGUCUUUGUCCCUGGUUCAAGGCACAGAGCUCUUAAAACCCUUGAAAUCUCCUGAGCAAUCACCCAGGAUGGGGCUGGUCAUCAGAAAGACCGAGUGAUUAUUGAAUGGGAACUGGCAGCCUCACCUAUCCACCACUGGGAAGAGGAAGUGGGCAGCUGCAGAUUAAGUUCUCUUAAAAACUUGAACAAGAUUUGAUGAGCUGGGUUGGCGAACAUGUGGAGGUGCUAGGAGAGGGCAUAGAAGCUCUGUGCCCCUUUCCCCGUGCCUUGCCUCAUGCAUUGCUUCCACCUGGCUGUUCUGAGUUAUAUCCUCUUAUAAUAAACCAGUAAUCUAAUAAGUGAAA